UUCCUUCAUACCAAUUGAUAUUGAAUCUACUGCCAUUGAGAGACGUACGUGCAUUAAGUAAACAAACCAAAUCUACUAAAAGUAGAUUUCAAUAUAACGACAAGUAACGUGCAACAUUUGACAAGUGUGAUGAACAUUUCUUAAUCCAAUUGUUGCCGUUCCAGACAUCGUUGAAGCUGCGAAAGAUGCAGAUAUUCUUAUUUUCGUAAUACCUCAUCAAUUCAUACGAACAUUGUGUGCGACAUUGCUCGAUAAAAUUAAACCAACCGCAAUUGGUGUAUCAUUGAUCAAGGGUUUCGAUCGAGGAGAUGGAACGAAUAUUGAGCUAAUCUCUAAGAUCAUUGAAAAGAAUUUAAGAAUCCAGUGUUACGUUUUAAUGGGAGCAAAUUUAGCUAAUGAAGUUGCCGAGGGGAAGUUCUGUGAAACAACUAUUGGCUGUAGAGACAAACGUUUGGCACCAUUACUGAGGGACCUUAUACAAACUCCCAAUUUCAGAGUUACGGUCGUCGAAGACUGUGAGGCAGUUGAAGUAUGUGGCGCCUUAAAGAAUAUUGUGGCAUGCGCCGCUGGUUUCAUAGAUGGUAUAGGACUGGGUGACAAUACGAAAGCAGCGGUAAUCAGAUUAGGAUUAAUGGAAAUGGUCAAGUUUGUAGACACAUUUUACACUGGCUCGAAACUUUCAACAUUCUUUGAAAGUUGCGGUGUAGCCGAUUUGAUAACCACCUGCUACGGUGGAAGAAAUCGCAGAGUCUGCGAACAAUUCGUUAAAACUGGCAAAACCAUCAGACAGCUGGAAGAAGAACUUUUAGGUGGUCAAAAGUUGCAAGGUCCAGCUACAGCUGAUGAAGUCCAUGGAAUGUUGAAAGCUAAAAAUUUACUAGAAAAAUUCCCAUUAUUCACUGCUGUGCAUCGUAUCUGCACUGACCAGAUAAGACCAGCAGAUUUAAUUGACCAAAUUCGUAAUCAUCCUGAACAUGUGUUUGCGCCAAAAACGUUGUACAUGUACUGAAUACUGUUCCCAUAUUUCUUUUCCCUUUUUUUUUAUAUCUUUUUGUAACAAGAAAGUAUUAAAAUUGUUCUUAACAAAUUCGAAAAACCCAUUUAUAUCGGGAUAAGAUGCUGUAUAAUACAAAAACAUAGAAAGUACAGUGACAGCUUACUAAUACAUUCAAUCAAUAUACAAGGAUAACAUUCCAUAUAAGAUGAAGAUCGCAGGUGCGGAGUAACUGGAGGCUGAAAGUUACUGAAUAAACAUCUCAACAAUUCGAAAAAGACCUUAGAAAUCAUUAAAUCAUAACAUAAAACACGAUCAAUUAUUAGAAAAAAUGUAAUGUUGCAAAUAUUUCGCAAUGAUUAACUAUAAUUGGUUAUUGUUUUUCCUCGACAAUUAAUAUACAAUUGUACUAUAAAUACGGAAUAAAAUACCAAACUUUGUUCUUCUAGAAUAAUUCGUAAUUUUUGUGACAAAUCUUUCAAAAUAAUCGCUGCACAUAACAUCAUAGAAAAUUUCUGUAAUCGGAAACGCUGGGAGUGCGUCACGAAUCUCCCAAAUUUCAAUGCAAUCUUGCUCCUUAAACUACAUAAAAGAUUCAAAGUGCCAAAUUAAUUACAGAAACAUAUUUCUUUAUAAAAUGAAUUUCUCUUUUUAUUCUAGACUUAAUGAACUUAUUACGAAAUUGAAAUAUAUUUUAUAUUUACAAUUAUUACUUUGGUUUAUCUUUUGAAAUAGAUGUAUCUGCAUUUUUAUUACUAGUAUCACAUUCCUCAUUCUUGUAAGGUACACUGUCUACCAAUUUAUCAGGUGUAAGACGUAACGUAGAUUAUCUCCCAUGCCUUUAAUGUAAAAUAUUAUUGACAAAUAUGACGAAACUCUCUAUUUUAAUCCUAAAUAUAAUUUAGCAGAGUCGAAUCUCUGAAUUAAAAAAUUUAGUUAAAUGUUAGGUUAGGUGCAUUCCCAUUUGAGGCAGCACUGGUAGAUUCACAUUGUUAAUAUAUCUGUUUAAAUAUGUAUAAACAUUGCCUCUUAUUAAUUAUUAAAUUAUUACUAGAUAAAACUUACAUGUCUCAAAAUAUUAAAUUACCAAUUUCUUAAAAUUAUUGUUUUUAUAAAAUGUAAUUUUUUAUGUAUGUUCUUUUUUUUUUAUAAUGCGAAUCUAUAAUUUAACCUACUUUAAAAUGUAUUGAAAUAUACAUAUGCAACAUAAAUAUGUGUGUAUAUAAAAUGUAUAUAUAUACGUAUAAGCACAAACCAUAUUAUCAAAAUAUGAUUGGAAUAAAAAUUUUAUAUGUACUAAUAUGAAUCAGAUGUUAGUAUAUGUACGCGGUGUAGAUUUUAAGAAACGCGAUAGAAUGCAAACAUAUAUAAAAGACAAUAUUCUGUUUGAAAUUUAAUAUAAUUAAGAAAAUAAUAUUUAUCAAUAAAUAAAUUAUUAUAUUCUGUUUGGAAUUAAAAAUAUAAUGAACAAAGAAUGUCCAAGUUGCAGACAAAUAACAAAUACAUCACGUACAAGACUUGUAAAAGAUAAUUGUGGACACAUUAAAUGUCGCAUGUGUUUAAUAUAUGAAGAACAAGGUUGCAAAAUUUGUAUAAAUGAGCACUGUGUACAAAAUAUCGGAAAUUAUGAUUGCCCUCCUUCUGAGAAAAAAAUAUUAAAUGAUAUUUCUACUUCUGAUAAAGGUAAUGCAUGUAAUGACAUAUUACCUUUAGAAUUAGUUAUUAAUAAAGAUUCUAAACUUAAGAACACUGAAUUAAUUUCUGUUGAUUAUAUAAAUAACUAUGAAUUAUACCCUAAAGAUGUAUUUAAUAAAGCAAAGGAACAUAAAUCUCCAACAGAAAUUGAAAAUGAUGAUAUGUCAAACAAAUACAUUUCAAACGUGAAAUCUAACAAUAUACUUUUAAAUGUAUAUCCUCGUUUAAGUAAUAAUAUAAUAGUAAAAUCACCUAGCAAUAAAACAUCAGAAAUUUGCAAUGGGGAGAUUAAAACAGAAUAUCCGACAAAAAACAAACUAAAAAAUAAGCCAAUAAAAUGUCAUGAUCGUAAUCAUAUUAUCGUGAUACCAGGAACACCAGAAAAAUAUAAAUGCAAUAUAUGCAGCAAAAUUUUUCGAAACAAGAAAGGAAAAUGUUAUCAUGAUGCUUGUAUAACAGGUGUCAAACCGUAUCAAUGUUCUUUUUGCGACAGAAGUUUCAUCAAAAGGUCUCACUUUGAAUACCAUGAAAGAAUUCACAAAGGAUACAAGCCAUAUAAAUGUAAUCUUUGUGACAAAGCAUUUCCUCAACAAAAUAAGCUUAAUAGACACAUGUACUCACAUGGAGAAAAACAAUUUACGUGUCCUAAAUGUGAUAAAAGAUAUUCCAAGCAAGAUGACUUAAAAAAUCACUUAGAUGUACAUAAUGAAACAACCACAUAUUCUUGCACAGCAUGUGAAAAGACUUUUAAAAUGUUAACUAAUUUAAAACGCCAUCUAAAAACACAUACUAAUGAAAGACCAUAUGUAUGUGACCAAUGCAAUAAGAGCUUUAAAGAUAAAUCUUUAUUAAUUCGUCAUAAAAAAACACAUGGAAAGGAUAGGCCAUUUUCAUGUGCACAUUGUAGUAGAGUAUUUUUGUCUAAAAGUGAAUUAAGGCGUCAUUUAACAGUUCAUUCAGACGAGAAACCAUUUUCUUGCAAAUACUGCGAAACUGUAUUUAGGAGAAAAGAUAAUUUACAUAGACAUAUUAGACAUCAUCACCCAGAAAGUCCAUCAUUUAAUAAUGAUAAAGUACAGAAUACGGUUUCUGAAACAAAAUUAAUAAAAUCCAAACAGAUAAAUUUUAAACAAAAGCAAACGACAAAAAAAACACAAAAAAUUGUUUCUAAUUUAUUACCAAAAACUCCAACUAAAGUAUCAGUAGUUUGUAUAAGUUCAUGUGACCAAAUCAGUUCUAGAUUAGAUUCAAUGGGUAAUAUCACACCUGUUAUAAGAACUACUAAUGAAGUAAGUAAUGCAGUUUCUGUUAUCAAUGGACCAAUUAAUAUUAAAAAUCUAGAUGAUAAAUCUGAUACCAAAAGAAAGACAUUUACAUAUACAGAACCAAUACCUCUUGCUGAAGCAGUGGUAAUAAAUAAACGUAUUGAGGAAAAGUUAUAUCCACAAAACGCAUCAAGUCAUAAUUACUUUCUCAGAAAUUGUUUGAAUUGUACAGAUAAAUAAUUUUCUAGCCUGUAAAUCAAACAUCUCGCACAAAUUCUAAUCAAUAAUAUUCAAAUUAGAAAAUUUAACCAGAAUUUAUGUACAAUAUGAAACAACAAAUUUAUAAGGAAAAGAUGUAAAAAAGAUGAAGAUAAUGGCAAAUAAGAAAGUGAAUAAAAGUAAUAUUAAAAAAAUAUAUUAUAUCAAAAACAAACACAUUUUAGAAUAAAGUAUCAUUUUAUAGCAAUUUAUAUACAUUAUUAUAUACAAUAUACAAAUAUGAACAUACAGUGAUACACAAGAUGUGGUUGAAAAUUAUAUACGAGUUGAUAUGAUAUAAUUUUGAAUAUUAAAUAUUUCACUGCCAGAAGAUCAAGGAUCAAAUAAAAGAAUAAAAGUAAAAUAUAAUAAAAUCAUUGUUGUUUCAAUUUUUUAAAAAUACAUACCCUUUUGGAUAUUAUAUAUCAUAUAAUGUCUGUCAGUUUUAUUUAAAUAUUGUAAUUCUUAAAAUGUAACAUAGAGAUAAUAAAAAUAAUUGUUAUAUAAUAUAA
Heterotrigona itama is the source of this 4724-nucleotide messenger RNA. Lineage: Eukaryota; Metazoa; Arthropoda; Insecta; Hymenoptera; Apidae. The record is from the annotation of a GenBank genome assembly.